AUGGACAAGUCGUGGAGUUUCUCGUCAAGAAACAGUAAUAGUAAUGGGAGACAACAAUGGGAAUUAGGAGAUUUAGAGGAGCAUCUCCAUGAACGAGAUCUGACCUCUCUCCCACAAGUUUUGGAAGACGUGGAUUGUUUUCUCAAUAGCAUCACAACAAGUUCUCCUCAAAAAGAAGUUCCUAAUUGUGUAGUCGUGUUGACCAAAUUGUUGGAUUAUAUGAUGGAUAAAUACAAGAGAAGCAAGUUUGGGCAAGAGCCAAAAUUUGACAAGUACUUUCUAAAUGGUGUGGAUCGCAUCUUCAAACUAUCAAACACCUUGAGUUUGAGUCCUUCCUGCUUAGACAAAACAAGUUCCGUCCUAGAAAAAGCAAUGUCUAUUUUAGAAAAUGACCUUUGCGCCCUUCUUCAGGACCCUAAAUCCAAAACUAAUUAUUCUCGACCGGCAGUACCACCAAAGAAAUCAUCAUCCUUUGGUUCCCUUCAACUUCAAUUUCAACUUCAGGAUGAAAGGGAAAUCCCAAGGCCUAACAAUCAAGAUCAUGAUGACGACGACUUAUUGCCAACUUUCUCAACAGAAAAUAUUUCCAUUAUGAACAAAAUUGCCGACGUUAUGAUUAACAUGGGCUACCAUACAGAGUGUUGCAUGACCUUUACCAAUUUUAGGCGAAAUUAUUUCAAAGCUGCAUUGCGAAAAUUGGGACAAACGGGUGUAAGAAUGGAGGAGGUUUAUAAAAUGCAAUGGGAAUCGUUGGAAGGAGAAAUAGCUACGUGGAACAAAGUUUUUCGACAUUGCACGACAGUGCUUUUUAAUGCUGAACGAAAGCUAUACGAAUCCAUAUUUCCAAAUCAACACUCUGUAUCUCAAGGCAUGUUUGGUAAUCUUGCAAGAGGUGUUAUCAUCAAUUUUUUGAAUUUUGCACAAGCGGUGGUUUUAACCAAACCAUCACCAGAAAAAUUGUUCAAAUUCUUGGAUAUGUAUGAGACCCUAAGAGAUGACGUGGAGCCUGUUGUCUUACUCAUUAAUGACCAAACUUCCUCCUCCUCUUCCUCCUCCAUAUAUCCUUACGAUAUAGAGCAGUGUGCCAAGGAGCUUGCAUUCGAGAUAGCCACAACAAAGGAUAGGAUCGUAGACGCUGUCAUGGCGAUGUUCAGUGAUUUAGAAAACAACAUUAAGGGUGACAAUGAAAGGAUUCCGGUUCCUUAUGGUGCGGUUCAUCCAUUGACCCGUUAUGUCAUGAAUUAUCUUAAAUAUACAUGUGAGUACAAAGACACGUUGGAGCAAGUGUUUGAGCAAUGUCAUUGCAAUGAUAAUAAUAAUAAUACAGUAUUACAAGAGGGCACAAAGGCGAGCACAACCAAUACUCAAAAUGAAAAAAAUAAUAGUACAAUAGAAGAGGAAUCAGAGGGGACACCUAAUAGAUCACCUUUUGCGGUUCAAUUGAUGGCAAUCAUGGACCUUUUGGAUGCCCAUACCGAAAGAAAGUCCAAGCUAUAUAAGGAUUCGUCUUUACGAUGUGUUUUUCUAAUGAACAAUGGGAGAUACAUAGUGCAGAAGAUAAAAGGGUGUGCUGAUCUUCACGAGUCAAUGGGCGAUAAUUGGUGUCGAAGAAAACAAUUUAGUCUGAGGUUGCACCAUAAGAAUUAUCAGAUAGAUACUUGGAGUAAAGUGUUGCAGUGCCUCAACCCAGAUGGUCUGCAUCAACAAGGAAACAAGGUGUCUAAACAAGUUUUAAGAGAGAAGUUUAAGUGCUUCAAUGCGAUGCUUGAAGAGAUCCACAAGACACAGAGCACUUGGAUGGUGAGUGAUGACCAACUUCAAUCGGAGCUGAGGGCUUCAAUAUCUGCUUUGGUCAUACCUGCUUAUCGAUCCUUUCAUGGAAGAUUCAAACAUCAUCUAGAAUCAGGUAGACAUAGUGACAAAUACAUUAAGUAUCAUCCCGACGACAUUGAGACUUUGAUUGACGAUUUGUUUGUAGGAAAUAAUACGUCUAUGUCUCGAAGGAGGACAUAA
Messenger RNA from Cicer arietinum (chickpea), 2013 nucleotides. Its product is annotated as exocyst complex component EXO70C1. NCBI's taxonomy places the organism in Eukaryota, Viridiplantae, Streptophyta, Magnoliopsida, Fabales, Fabaceae. Gene Ontology annotation, biological process: exocytosis. Gene Ontology annotation, molecular function: phosphatidylinositol-4,5-bisphosphate binding. Gene Ontology annotation, cellular component: exocyst. The record is from RefSeq and is a predicted model, not a curated record.